Danio rerio (zebrafish) is the source of this 1656-nucleotide messenger RNA. RefSeq names its product PDZ and LIM domain 4 (gene pdlim4). NCBI's taxonomy places the organism in Eukaryota, Metazoa, Chordata, Actinopteri, Cypriniformes, Danionidae. Gene Ontology annotation, cellular component: synapse; cytoskeleton; dendritic spine. The record is from RefSeq and is marked provisional.
AGACUGGAUAAAGAAAGCGCAGUUUUUCUGCUCUGGAUACUGUUCAGACCCAACAUGUCUCACACUGUGACUCUCAGCGGUCCCUCGCCCUGGGGUUUUCGGCUGGUGGGUGGACGAGACUUCAGCACACCGCUCACCAUUUCCAGAAUAACACCUGCGAGCAAAGCGGCGCAGAGCAACCUGAGUCCUGGAGACACCAUCCUGGCCAUCAAUGGAGAAAGCACAGAGAGCAUGACGCACAUGGAGGCUCAGAACCGCAUUAAAGCCUGCACAGAUCAGCUGGUGCUGGCCAUCUGCAGAUCUGGCAAGGCUUGGUCUCCAACUGGAAUGGAAGAACUCAAGACAAGUCCAUUCAGCCCAACACUGGAGUCUGAUUCACAGACUUUCCGACCAAUCAGCAGUGGCUACAGUCCAACUCCCAAAAGUCCGUCGCCCAAGAGCCCAAUCACUGGUGCUGUGCCUUACAACAAUGGUGGAUCCAGACCAGUGUACAACAACCCAGCAGGACUUUAUUCCCACAACAACGGCAACGGUGCCCUGCCGAAGCAGAUGUCAGGCCUCAGCCUGGGCUCUCCUCACAGUUUUAGCCCUGAGCCGCCAGUGAAUUCAUCAGGCAACCGCAACGGUUUCGACACACAGUCUGACGUCUACAGGAUGCUCCUGGACUAUGAGGAACCGGUUUCAGCUCCCAAACAAUCCGGCUCCUUUAAAUACCUGCAGGGAAUCCUGGAAGCUGAGGAUGGGGGAGUCUCGCCGGUGGACAGAUCUGGGGUCAGAGGCUUGCGUUCCCCUGUUAAAUCACCCGUGCCGAAGCUGGGCAGCCCUAUUACAGCCCCUCUGGCACCCAUUCCUGGCCUACAGAACCUUCCUCAGUGCACACGCUGCGCAAACGGCAUUGUGGGAGUCAUCGUGAAGGCCCGAGACAAGCUCUACCACCCCGACUGCUUCAUGUGUGACGACUGCGGCCUCAACCUGAAGCAGAGAGGAUAUUUCUUCAUCGAUGACAAUCUGUAUUGUGAGACCCACGCCAAGGCCCGCGUCCAGCCUCCUGAGGGCUACGACGUAGUGGCCGUUUAUCCCAACUCUAAAGUGGAACUGGUCUAAACACACACACACACACUUUCUAAAACACACCCACACACAGCUUUUCCUGGAGGACUCCGGCGAGGUGGAAAUGAGAAUAACAAACUGAAGCUUUUUUUUUCAGUCUCUGUAGUUUGUUAACCUGCAGUUUUCUAGGUCAGCAGCACAUUUAGGACGGGUCCUUUCUAACAUUCUUACACAGCAGAAGACAUUUCGAGAUGACAGAGUAGAAACACACUUCUGACAGGAACAUCUGUUCACCUCGGUUAUUUCUCUGCGGUGAACUGAGGUGCUCAGGACGGCCGCAGAAGAAUGUGGAAAAUGUGGAGACGGCAUUCAUUUACUCAGAGAGUUCAAGCCGGUGUGUUUAUUCUGUUUGGUUUGUAUUUUAGUAGAUGAUCUGGCUUUCAUUAUAACAUCCAACUUUAUAUUUGUCGUAAAGAGUGUAAGAAUGGAAAACUUGGCUUGAUCAGAUUUAAAGGGACAGUUCACCCUAAAAUGAACAAUCAUCAUUUACUCACCUUUUACUAGUUUCAAACCUUCAGAAGUUUCUUUAUCCUGUAGAACGCAAAA